Molecule: messenger RNA, 1833 nt
Organism: Trypanosoma theileri
Lineage: Eukaryota; Euglenozoa; Kinetoplastea; Trypanosomatida; Trypanosomatidae
Exons: 1
Source: RefSeq, a predicted model, not a curated record
AUGAUGUGUUAUUCACCUGAGCGUCCACCGUCUCUUAAUGCUCAAAUGAACCGUACACAUUCCACAGAUACUUCAAAUAAUGAUAAAACUCUGCGAUCCCACACACCGGCGAUAUCUCGACAUUCUCCAUGGCGUCUCGCUCACUCUUUACACGCCGCGAAUUUCUCACCAGACUUAAAUUACUUCUACGGCACCUUUUCUCUCUCCGCACGGUAUGCCUUGCAUGGAAUGGAAACACCAACUCCAUCCAUGUUGGGAUCUUCUCUGCGAAGUAGUACCAUGCGUAAAUUGGCUAUGCGUAGAGGAGGAGGAAGUGGAAGUGGAAGUGGAUAUAAUAGAAACGAUAAUAAUAAUAAUAAUAAUAAUAAUAAUAAUAAUAAUAAUAAUAAUAAUAAUAAUAAUAACGCAAUAGACCAUCCAAUGCGUAAAUUACGUGAACUUGGUUCCAUUAUUAUAACUAGUGCGGAUAUGAAAAAUAAAACCAUCAGCAGCAGCACCACCACCACCACAACAACAUUACCGCCCUUAACGACUUUAUUAGAGGAAAUAGUGAUUCCGUUAAAUUACACUGUGCGAUUACAUGAUGUGGAGGGACGAAUGUUAAAUGUCUCUGGAGAAGCUGUAGAAAGUUCUCCCAUCGCAUCUUGUAUAUCACAAUCUAGUAUAUAUGAUGGAAGUUCAUUUUCACUAAAACCCUUGUAUGAUAUUUCUAAAAUAAAUAAUAACAACAACAACAACAAUGACAUCAUCAUUAAUACCAAUUUAGAUAGUUCUUAUAAUCUUUUGAGUAGAUCUCAUAAUGGGGAUCUUCAUCAUUAUAGUUCUAUUAUUCGAAUAAGAGAUGUUCCUCUUUGGAAACGCUAUACAACGACCAUUACACUUUAUAUGGCAUUAGCAGAUGCUGGUUUUUGUGAUAUCUCUAUUCCUUUUGUAAGUAUACAAUGGAUAGAUUGGCGAAAACUAUUAAGAGAUCAAGUACAUCUUCGACUGGAUAUGAUGGGGAAUAACAUCACACGGGCAAUGUUACAUCCAAAUAAUCAAUCACAUAUAAUAGAGAAAACAUCUUCACAUGAUGAAAAGGAAGAAUAUGAAAAGUUAUUAAUCGUACCAGUAGCCGUUAUACUUCCAAGAACGAUAAAAGGUACAUUACGACGUCCAAUCACAACAGAGUUCAUGCCAUCUAUUACGACUAGUCCUUUUACAGAUGUGGAGGUUUUUCAACUCUUUUAUUUACAAUUACUAUUUCGAGCCUUAUAUGAUAUACGUUUCCCUGGAUUUAUGUUUGGUGAAGAUCAUAAUUUAUUUCGUUCCGAUCUCAUCGCCGUUCACAGUAGUGGAAGACAACCCUUAGCCUUUCAAAUCCCAACAUCUCCCAAUCGUUGGUUACUUUUCCCUCCAAGAUCUAAAAUUCUACACUUAAUGGGUCUUGAAGAGGCGGUAAUUCCUUACUUUGCCUCUUCACAACAAUAUCGAGAAACAUCUAAACAAAAACUUGCGGGUGCUACUUUAUUAUUACCAUGUCAAGGUUCAUUAGGAAGACGUGUAGUGGUGGAUUGGGCUAUGCAUCUAGUUAUUCAUACCCCACAAGAGGCUUCUGAUGCUUUAAAGGAAUUAUUUACUCUUUUUGAUUCUGUAUAUGGAGUCGAUAGAAGUGUGGUGUGGAAUGCUCCCGUGACCCCUCGUAUUUAUCGUUGUAGUAAUACUGCAUGGAUGCGAUUGAAGGAAAAUAAUGAGGAUUUGUCUUUUUUGUUUACUUCGGUUACUUUACCAGGGAGUACUAUUCCAUUGGAAAGUGAUGAACAACCGAAAGAACAUCCUUCAGUAGAUACUAUU